AUGUCCAACACCUCAUCAGAAUCCAAACUCGCCACCGCGAAGACCAUCCUCUCAGCCGUCGGCUCCGCCGCGGCCACCGCCGUCCUGAUCCGCAGCGUUGCCCACGACCUCCUCCCGCCGGAGUUCCACGAGCACAUUUAUUCCAGCAUCCGGCGCCUCCUCUCCUCCUUCUCCAACCAGCUCACCAUGGUGAUCGACGAGUUCGACGGCCUCGACCCAAACGACAUCUACCAGUCCGCCGAGUCCUACCUCGGCCCCAAAAUCAGCCCCAACACCCGCCGCCUCAAGAUCAGCCGCCCCGAAAAGGAGAACCACUACAAAAUUACCAUGGAGAAGGACCAGGAGAUCGUCGACACCUACGCCGGCGCGAAAUUCAAGUGGGCGUGGAUAUGCACGAAAACCGAGACACAAUCCUUCUACAACCCGCGCGACAUGAACUCCACCCUCAAAUCGGAGGUCCGCUCGUUCGAACUCACUUUCCACAGGCGGCACAAGGAUUUGGUCGUGAACUCAUAUUUGCCCCACAUCGCGGCCGAGGCAAAGAGGGCAAAGUACGAGAAACGGACGCUCAAGAUCCACACAGUCGACGGAGAGACGCUGAGGUACGAGGACGUCAACAACGUGUGGACGCCGGCGACUUUCGACCAUCCGGCAACAUUCGACACGCUGGCAAUCGAUCCGGAGCAGAAGGGGAUGAUUUUGCGGGAUCUGGAGAGGUUUCUAGGGCGGAGGGAGUUUUACCGGAAAGUGGGAAAGGCGUGGAAAAGGGGGUAUUUGCUGUACGGGCCGCCGGGGACUGGGAAAUCGAGCCUGAUUGCUGCCAUAGCCAACUAUCUGAAGUUCGAUGUGUACGACUUGGAGCUGACGGAGCUGCAGAAAAACUCAGAUCUGAGGAAGCUGAUUGUGGGGACGGCCAAUCGGUCGGUGCUGGUGGUGGAGGACAUCGACUGCACAAUCGAUUUGCAGGAGAAAUUGGCUAAAAGGGACUCGUCUGAGGAGCAUCAACAUAACUCGGAAGACGAAAGCAAGAAGCUCGACCCGGCCCUGCUCCGGCCCGGCCGGAUGGACAUGCACAUAAACCUCUCGUAUUGCACUCCGAGUGGGUUUCGGCUCCUCGUCGCCAACUAUCUUGGGAUCAAAGAACACACUCUGUUUGGGAAAAUCGAGGAUUUGAUUCGGAAAGAGAACGUGACUCCGGCUGAGGUGGCCGAGGAGCUGCUCAAGGACGAUGAUGCCGAUUUUGCCCUAAAAGGUCUGAUUGAUUUCAUGCACAGGAAAAUGAAGAAAAAUGAAGAGGAUGAGAAGGUGGUGAAAACAGAGUCAGGGGAGAAGAAAGAGAGUGGUGAAGAAAAUGGUGAAAAGGAGGGAAAUUUGAAAAGUGCUGACCAAGAAAGUUGA
Striga hermonthica is the source of this 1398-nucleotide messenger RNA. The record is from the annotation of a GenBank genome assembly. NCBI's taxonomy places the organism in Eukaryota, Viridiplantae, Streptophyta, Magnoliopsida, Lamiales, Orobanchaceae.